Culicoides brevitarsis is the source of this 1371-nucleotide messenger RNA. Its product is annotated as retinol dehydrogenase 13-like. NCBI's taxonomy places the organism in Eukaryota, Metazoa, Arthropoda, Insecta, Diptera, Ceratopogonidae. The record is from RefSeq and is a predicted model, not a curated record. The coding region runs from base 144 to 1136 and encodes 330 amino acids. The transcript has a single exon.
UGAUUACACGAAAAAAAUCGAAAAAAAAAUUGAAUUUCACUCGAAAAUCCAAUUGGAAAUUUUAAAAAAAUGUUUUAAAAAAAUUAAAAAAUCCUUGAAUUGACAUUUUUCAUUGAAAUUAAUCCAUAAAACGCGAUUUCAAGAUGUUUUCUGCGUUAAGAUCGAAGCCCGUCGUUCUCUGCAGUACAAUUGCAGCAGGAGCUGGCGUAACUUUUCUCACAAAAGACUACUUCCAAGGCACAGCUUUCACAAAUCCCGUUCGUGCGGAUGGCAAAAUUGUCGUAAUUACCGGCGCCAAUACCGGAAUUGGCAAGGAAACUGCCAAAGAGCUCGCGAAACGUGGCGCUCACGUUUACAUGGCAUGUCGCAGCAUGAAACGAUGCGAGGCGGCACGAGAUGAAAUUUUACUUGCCUCCAAAAAUCCGAAUGUUCAUUGUCGUGAGUGUGAUUUGGCAUCGUUUGCGAGUAUCAAGGAGUUUGCGAAGAAAUUCAAGGAGGAACAACCGAAAUUGGACAUUUUGAUCAACAAUGGAGGCGUAAUGCGAUGUCCGAGGAUGUUCACACGGGAGGGAAUUGAACUUCAAAUUGGCGUAAAUCAUUUUGGGCACUUUUUGUUGACGACGUUGCUCUUGGAUCAGCUGAAAAAAGCGGCGCCAAGUCGAGUUGUUGUCGUUUCGAGCUUGGCACAUGAACGGGGACACCUCCAAGUGGACGAUUUGAACUCGGAUAAGCAUUACGACUCAGGUGCCGCUUAUAAUCAAAGCAAAUUGGCGAAUUUACUGUUCACGAGAUCACUUUCGCAACGCCUUGCCGGCUCCGGAGUGACUGUCAAUGCACUACAUCCGGGUGUCGUGAAUACCGAACUUGGCAGACACAUGGGAAUGUUCAGUAGUUUCUUAGGAAAAAUUUUCGUUAAGCCAUUUUUGUGGCCCUUCUUUAAAGAACCAAUCGCGGGAGCUCAAACGACGUUAUAUGUCGCCUUGGAUCCCGAUUUGGAGAAAAUUACGGGCAAAUAUUUCAGCGAUUGUGCGUUAAAGACGCCUGCAGCGCAAGCUAUGGACGAUAAAAUGGCAGAAUGGUUGUGGCAAGUCAGCGAAAAGUGGGUUAAACUCGAUAAAAUUCCAGCAGCCUCCUGACACUUUGCUAACGGCUACGAAGAAGUGAACGAUUUUCUGCUGUUUUACAGUCUUUUUAACAGAAAUAUGGCAAAAUAACACAAAGUUACAAUGCAAAAUUAAAACAUAAGAUGGGAGAUGUGCACAAAAAUUCAUGCUUUUGGUAGUUUUUAAGGCAAAUUGUUGUUGUUGUAACUUUGUUGAUUUUUUUGUAAUGAAAAUUUAAUAAAAAGUAGACAGCUGUGACUAGAAAUCA